AUUGUAUCAAACAGGCUGUAUCUACGAUGAUUUCGCCAGCGAUCAAGCAUUCUCUGUCGACUGCUGCUGCAGGUUUCGCACUCGCUACCGCUGUGUCUCGUCCUGUUGCAUAUGCUGAAGAGCGUAAGCAGAAGCUGAACAUUUACGACGAACCAGAAGCAGAAAUCGUUCUUGUUGAAUCACCUUCACGAUUGGAGGAGAACGUCGCCAUCGCACAAAAAUACGUGAACGAUACCUAUGAUGAAGGAGAACAAUUAAAUCAAGUCCAAACAAGACUUCAGAGAUUCGAAAGUAACGUCAAGAAAUGCGUUGAUGAUACUAUAGCGCCAGGAGAAUAUGUUAUGCCUAAUGCUUUGUAUGUUGGUGUUGCUGCCUUGGCCGGUACCAUCGUCUCUCGCAACCGCAACGUUGUCUUGCGCUUUGCAACAUCCACAGCCUUUGCCGUCGGCACGUCAUAUUACUUGAUGCCAAACACUACCCGCAACAUUGGUCAACAUCUUGACAGAUUGGAGAGAAAGUUCCCCCCUCUUUAUGGUGCUCAUCAGCAACUGAACGAAGCAUUUGGCGAUGCACGCAAGCAAGUCGACGAUACUGUCGCUCAACUCACUGGUGCAGCAUCCGAAGCCACGAGCCAAAUUUCCAGCAAAGCUAAGCAGUUGGAAAGCGAUAUUUCCAGUAAAGCAAAUACACAGACCAGCAAAUUAGAAAGCACAGCUUCAGAAGCCCGAGAGAAGUUUGAUGAAGUCAAGGAAAAAGUCGAGAACAUGUACUCUACUAGAGUGAAGCCUGCUGUUGAAGAGACCUUGAAGGGCAACAGUAAAUAGACAUACAUAACAUCACUCACUCAAAAUGUUUUUGUUUCCUUGUAAUAAAAUCCUGCAACCCCAUCCACAGCUUUGGCAUCGACUUUUAAUCUAUUUUACAU
Umbelopsis ramanniana AG is the source of this 925-nucleotide messenger RNA. RefSeq lists its product as uncharacterized. Gene Ontology annotation, cellular component: MICOS complex; mitochondrial crista junction. NCBI's taxonomy places the organism in Eukaryota, Fungi, Mucoromycota, Umbelopsidomycetes, Umbelopsidales, Umbelopsidaceae. The coding region runs from base 27 to 824 and encodes 265 amino acids. The record is from RefSeq and is a predicted model, not a curated record. The transcript has 7 exons. Gene Ontology annotation, biological process: cristae formation.